AAUCUUGGAGCUACAAUUUAUUUCUAAUCUUCAUUGAACAAAUCUAUUUCUGUGAAGGCCUUCAGAGCACCAUUUCUCAAAGGUCUCACCCAGAGGCAGAACCAAAGGAUGAAGAUGAAGAGGGGGCACUGACAGGUCAUCCCAGAAACCUAACCCACAUUGCACCAUUUUCUGGGGGACUCCCCAGUGUUUUGGGGGACACUCUGGGGAAAGAGCUCAUUGAGGAACCUUCCGUGCCAGAACCUCUUCCAGCACCUGGCAUGACAAAUGACAUCCUGGAGGAAGAGCUCGUUGAGGAAACCUCAAUGCCAGAACCCUUUCCAACACCUUGCAUCACAAAUGACCUACUGGGGAAAGUGCUCAUUGAGGAUACCGCAGUGCCAGGUCCUUCCAUCCUCACAGACACUCCAAAGAAAGGAUCUUCUGUGUCAAAGCCCUUACUAGAGCCUUCCAUUGCUUAUAAUUAUCUUCAGCAAGAUGUAGAACUCCUCAAAGAGUUACAGAAUGACUAUGUCCAGCAGCAACUGAGUGUUAGCCGCAUUUCCCAACAGUUCCCUUGUUCUCUCCGGGCCAUCAACCUGCAAAUUGGACACAUGCGGACAAGGCUCGACCGCACUGAAGUUCGGCUGCAGUGGUGGGAAAGGGAAGAUGUUCCUGCAGACCCUGCUGCACUUCUCCAGCCCUCAGGGUCGGAUUCAUCAUUGUCCUCUGCCUCCCUUGAGGUUGCCUCCAUCCCACCCUCCACCUCCACCUCUUCCCUCCUCCUGCAUCCCUCUCCACCUCCUCCUCCUUCCCCACCUCCUCUGGAGCCGGACCUCAGCAAUUUGAAAGACAAUCUGCAGAGUUUGGCAGAGAUGCAGGUCCAUCAGCUGCGUGACCGCCAAAGAGACCUCCACAGCUGCCAGGAAUACUUACAAAGCUUCAAGGCACUGAGGGGACAGUUGAGGCGGCUAAGGAGCAGACUGGCCAGGGUGGAAGCCACUAUGGGGAUCGUGGUUCCUCCAAGGGAGCUGGACAUUGCUGAGGAAGAAGAGGAAGGCAAAUUAAAAGAGACAACUGUGCUACUAUUUAUAUAAGUAGCAAUAAAAUGUGGUGUAUAUAUUUUUAAAAUAUUAAAUAUUUGUUUUAAUAGGAUGCAGAGAUAGAACAGCAGUAAAACUUGCAUAUUUAUUGUUUUAAAAAUUAAAAUGUUUUAUUUUAA
This is a messenger RNA of Hemicordylus capensis (graceful crag lizard), 1201 nucleotides long. RefSeq lists its product as uncharacterized. Lineage: Eukaryota; Metazoa; Chordata; Lepidosauria; Squamata; Cordylidae. The record is from RefSeq and is a predicted model, not a curated record. The coding region runs from base 261 to 1076 and encodes 271 amino acids. The transcript is spliced from 7 exons.